Molecule: messenger RNA, 5053 nt
Organism: Mya arenaria
Lineage: Eukaryota; Metazoa; Mollusca; Bivalvia; Myida; Myidae
Exons: 26
Coding region: 31-4719 (1562 amino acids)
Molecular function (GO): protein binding
Source: RefSeq, a predicted model, not a curated record
UCAUGUGACACCUUUGACAAUUGAAGAGAAAUGUACACACUUUUUAACCUUGUUAGACUUAUUUCUGUAAAGAAUGAAAUAAAUCCGGUGACAAUAGAAAACUUUGCAUGGAGACAACAUGGAGAAAGUAGUUUGUUGGCUUUGGCCUGCUCCAAUGGCUUUAUCAUUCUAAGACACUGCAACUCUGGGAGCCAACCAUUGGUUAAGCAGUUGCCAUGGCCACCAGACCAUCCAAUCAGGUCAAUGUGCUUCGAUCCUACAGUCACAUGGCUACUAGUGCUUACAGAAAAUGGAAACUUGUUCAUUAUCCCAGCACUGCCUAUGCUGGACCCAAGUGUUCAGGUGAACCACCAGUGGUCAGUAGAUGAUGUCACCAUUGUAACUUGCCUCACCCCACGGGCCCUCCCCACCCACUGUGUCUGGUGGCAGACUCUGGAUGGCAGGCACAUCGCCAUUGUUGCUACAACGGUUGGUGAACUGUUAUAUGUGGACUUGGAGCGUGGCUGUCAGGUGGCGGAGCGGGUCGUGGAUGAACAUAUCCGCAGUACAGAGCUUGUGCAAGAUGACCAACAGACUCUCACGAGCCUUCUGGUGACAGGUAAAACAGGGAAACAGUGGAAGCUGUUGCUGGAGAAGAAGUGGCCACUUGUCAAUACCAUGGAAUCAGAGGUGGCGCUUGAAUUGGGGUAUGAUAACAUUGAUGGCAAGUCUCUCCCUCUACGGAGCAUACUCGAUAGACAUGUUGAGAACCAGGAGGAAAGAUACCCACCAGAGUUGCUGUCCCAGUUUGCCCGUUCUGUGACCUUGACCUCUCAGUAUGCAAGGGGCAGGCACCUUGUUACUGCUUACUGUACCAAAAAUUCCACUUAUGAGGUGUAUGCGAGUGACCUGCAUCACAACCCCCUGUUUGUGUAUCAGUUACCUGUUGGUUCCCUGUUUACCACACUAACAGAUAGGGUCACAUUUGUGGCAAGCAAGUUAGCCGGGAACCAGAAACUCCUUGUAUUGUCCAAUCAGCGGGCUGAGAUUUCUUCAGACAAUUAUGAGGAAUUUAACAAAGAGUCAGUUCUACAACAAUUUGAAUUUUCUGCAGAUGAGAAGUUGAUGUCCAUUUUUCCAAAAUCAUUUCCAUUUUACUGGCAUGAGAAGUUAGAAAAUGACUUUUCAAGACACCCUCAGGACACUGACUAUAAGCAAGCAGACAAUGUGCCGUCUGCACUUGAUAUUCCUUUAAGCUCUCACACUGUAAUAGAUGGCUGUAUUAUUGUCACAGAAAACACUGUCUAUGAGUGUAGACCUAGGGUAUCCCCUGAGAGGUUAUUUUUAGAACUUUGUAUCAACCAAUCAGACUCCUCCUUGAUAGAUCAGCUUGGAAUAAGCCUUGGUUUGGAUUUAAAUAUCCUAUUUGAGAGAGCUGCAGAAUACUUGCUCAGUCAAGGUGUAAGUAAGCAGGCUACAAGGUUAUUUCACAUGUCAAAGGGAAGUCCAUUGCUACGGGUGGCGAGUUUUUCCAAGUAUGGAUAUAUACACGAGAUAUUGCCCUACAUUCAGCAGCUUUUGAGGAAAGAUGAGUCGGACAUUAGUGGGGCAGAUCAGCACAGACUUGUGGAACUGGGCCUGCAUGGGCUAGUAUACAGACUCACACUGGAACAGGAUAAUACUGAGAUCAUCCAAAUGUUCAGGAAGUUUGUUCAAGACUACACAGACUAUGAAGAAGUACAGAAGCUGACCGUCCAUCUGUUGACUGAAGCUGGUCUGUUAGAUAUUCUCUUCGACUUUGCAAUGGCCCGAGGUUUGGUGAUUGAGGCCCUGCAGAGCCUGGCUGACCACAGUCUCUACCAGUUGCCGGACACCACACUGACCAGUCUACUGGACAGAGGGUUUGGUGGUCACCUCGCUCAGGUGGCUGCAGGAGCUUUCCUACACCUUCUGGCCACUCCUCAUCUUAUUCACAUUUUCUGUGAGCGCCCUCAACUUGUUUCCCAAUAUCCGGACCUGUUGCUAGGCAACCUCAGUGACCUUGACUCUAGCCAGCUGUUGGAAGUAGCUGAGGGGCUGGACCCUUCCAGACCCCUAAUUAGGGGCCUCAUUCAUCGCAGGCUACAUUCUAGACACAGGACUAGUUCUCUUAUAUCGUUCACCAGUUCUGGAGAUUUUGGAGAUGCUGCAACAAACAGAGGACCAUAUAACCAAGGGGAUGUGAGAAGUGGGGAUGCAGGUAGACUGGUCCACUGUUUCUUGAUGAUUGUGCUGCAUCUUAACAAGAAACGCGCCCAAUCUGGCGAACCAGUCAACCUGGACUUUCUAUUCACAGAUAUUCCUGAGUACCUUGAAACACUAGUGUCUAGUCAGCUGCAAGGUCCCCGGAAGAUCUCAUGUGGACCAAUGCCAGUGGGAGCUGGACAGACCCACGGGGCUGCUGUUCUAAGGAAUGGGGAUGUCUACACGUGGGGAAAAAACAACAAUGGCAGGCUUGGUCAUGGUGAUCAGAAGGCCUCAUCACUUUCAAGUGGACCAGGCAGAGUGGGGACUCUGGCCACCUUGCAGAUCCGGGUCACUUCUGUCGCCUGUGGGAUGAACCACACACUUGCUCUCACACAACAAGGGGUGUAUGGCUGGGGUUGGAGCAAGUACGGUCAGGUGGGGUUGGGUACCACCCAUGUGUACACACGCCCCAUGCUGAUAGAUUCCCUGACUGGUGUCCACUGUGUAGCUGUUGACUGCGGCCAGUACCACAGUCUCGCACUCACUGAUGAAGCCAAAGUGUACAGCUGGGGCUGGGGCGUGCAUGGGCAGCUGGGUCAUGGUGAUACAGAGGAGCAGCUAGUUCCCAAGUGUGUGUCUGACCUGGAGAACCAAACCAUUGUUAAAGUUGCCGGGGGUUACUGCCACUCCCUUGUUCUUAACAGUAAGGGUGAAGUUUAUGUCUUUGGUAGCAGCUUUUUUGGGCAACUAGGACAAGGAAACAGUGUAAAACAUGCCAGACCUGUGAAGGUUUCCCUCAUACCAGACAAGGUCAUCACCAUGGCAACCAAGUUCUUCCACUCUGUUGCAGUGACAGCCAAAAACACUGUUUACCAGUGGGGGAGCCACCCUCAUGGCCUGCGGCACUUUAUCCACUCACAAAGGCGUGCUCGACAGGCUGGCAAACCAGCGUUCCAGGAGGCAGACGCACACCUCCGCCCACAGAGGGUUGACACCUCGUAUGUGCAUGGCAAGAUCAAACAGGUGGUGUGUGGCAGUUUCCACUCAUGUCUGCUGACCAAGAAUGGGGAAGUGUACACCUGGGGUCGCAACCUAGACGGUCAGCUGGGAAACGGCACCAGGCAGGAUAUCAUGGUUCCCCAGAUGGUUACAUCAAUCAAUGAUCGUCAUAUCUCACACCUCGUGGCAGGUGGAGAGUUUAAUAUUGCUAUGGAUACCGAUAGCCAACUGUUUGUUUGGGGCCGGAAUGAGUUCUGCCAACUUGGCCUUCAGCCGGGAGAUGUCAAGCAGACAACAAAGGUGAUUCGCGUGACAGGUGGAAGCAAGUCCACAGGGUCUGAACUUACAGAGAUGUUGGUUCCCGCCCCCCUCAACCUGGUACCAAACACACCAUCAUCCUCCCUAUCACCAUGGCAACACAGGGCCCAUACAGAUAAUGUCAGCCUUUUGUCAUGGACAGAGGAUGAGGAUGAUGAGGAGGUAACCAGUCUACAAUUGCCAAAUCUGCAGGAAGUGGGACCUAGUCUGUAUGACAGGAUGGUCAUUCCAAUUCUUGUUAAGAGCCUGUCAAGCUUGUGUGACUUGAAGAAGCUGCUGCACGAAGCUGUUGGAAUGAAGGACUGGGCGACAGCUGCAAGUCUGUGUAAAGAUCAGCAUAGUUAUACACAGGCAUGUAGUUUUCACCUGAUGGCAUUGAGGGAACAGCAAGAUGGCUCGAAUGUGGAAGAGUUUACCUCUCGGAGUCUGCAUGUGAUUGGUUACUAUGGCAACCUGCUGGAGGACUGUGCCAUCUCAAGCCUGGAUGAGGAUUGGAAACAGCUCAUCUACCUUGUUCUUUACCACUGGCAGAUGGAGUCCCUGCUGGUUCCCAUGUUGGAGACUUUCUUCUCCGACCGCCUCCCCGACUUUGACGUCAUUCUCGCCACAAUCCUGUUCAGAAAACCAGAUGCUGAUAAGGACACAUGUGAAGAUCCCACUUUGUACCAGCCAUCGCAAACAUUCCUUUGUCAAUUUUCCACGAGCUUCUGUUUAAAGUUGUCAUCAAACGUGCUACACAAAAUAUCAACAGGAGAUCCACGCUUCAUGUCUUCAUCUGCACUAUCUGCUAUCAAACAGCUAGGUGGUGGCUCAUUUGAUACCAUUCAGAAGUCAAUGCUGGAGGGGGACCGACUUUCAUACGACCACUUGUGGCAGGAUAUCAUACAGAACCUAGAGAAAGGUCGGGACACGCGGAACUACAUCUACAUCACUCACAGUGAGCUUGACAGACUUUGUGAGCAGCUGAGUGACACGGAUCAAGGGGAAGUCACUCCAGCUGUCUUCUUUACAUGUGGCCACUAUUUCACCAAACAGUCAUUUGUGAAUGAAAUAGAGAAACUGAAUAUAGAGUCAUUUGUAGGAGGCUUCAGGCUCCCAGAGACGUUAUCUGUGAUAAAGGAAUAUUACGGUAGGAAGAGCUGUAUGCCCCUCGCUUGUCCUAAAUGUGUCCUUGGUGCCAUUUUGUCAAUACUAUAAAUAGAUUUCUUGAUACACUAAAACAUUUUAUCAUUGUGCUUCACAUGUUUGCCUUUGUGUUUAAAAGCUCUGCAAAUUCUAGAAUUCUGGAAAUGUAUGAUUUAUUCUAGUUGUUUUUAAAGGAAUAUUUUGUUAGUUUACCGUAUUUUAAACAAAGACAUAGAAAACCAGGUUACAUUUUAAAAUAUUUAUUUUAUCAAUAUUAGAUAUGUCACUUGUUUUUUGUGUAUUUGUUCCAUUGUUGAAAAAACACUAGACCAGUGCAUGGAAAUUCCAUGCAAUGUGCAAUAUUUGUUUCUUAUUAUAUGUAAUAAAUUUUACGGUAUUCAGAAAA